AUGGAGAACGUGCACGAUGCUCAGGCGUUAGCCUAUCAAGCAGCGUGGACAACAGCAGACGCACCACGGAUGACACUACAACUUCCAACACAACCGGCUGAAAAAGAAGAGAAAGACGUUCAACCACUUGCGCGCAUGUCGAUAGAGGACCUAUAUUCAGUGAAAGUGGAGUCCGAGCUGCCACAUGCUUUUCGACAAUCGGUAGUUAUCGAAGCACCACAGCCAACGGUUGACGUUCGCACCAACUAUUCCCUGAUAUCCGGUUAUGCUCCACCUCCACUGGAAACUCUUACACCAUAUACGGUAGACAGUAUUGCCGGAAUGGGAAUACCGUCCUAUACUAAUAACUACAAUAUCUACAGCUAUCCACAGCCAAACUUAAACUUCACACCAUCUCAAUCAUCGUCGACCAAUGGCAAUCUUAUUUUUCAUCCUUAUCCGGCAACCACUACACAGUACAUCGACACAACGAACACCUUUGAUCUCAAUCAGCACUACUUCGCACCUGUACCAUCACUUGAGUGUCUAAAAUGUGGAGAAUCAUGCGGUGAUAAUCAUCCGAUAACUGGCGGAUAUGUUUGCGCUAACUGCUUUAUUGGGAUGGACAAACCCACAUAUCCUUUGUACGCACCAACCUCUCUAGAAACGAGGCACAGCGUUGACGUUUUGCCGACAUCGAAGGCUAGAGCCAGUUCGUCACAUAAGAAGCCCUCAACUACCCAAAACACUCAACGAAGGCAAGGACUGGUAUGUUCAAAUUGUGGUGGAACUAACACGACAUUGUGGAGAAGAAAUGCUGAAGGGGAGCCUGUGUGCAACGCAUGUGGAUUGUACUACAAGCUUCACAAUGUCCAACGACCUCCGACGAUGAAGAAAGAAGGUCAACUUCAAACGAGAAAAAGGAAGGCAAAAUCGGACAGCGUUACUGGGAGUAAAAAACGAGAUCGCUCCAGUAACUAUACACAGUCUACUCAAGCGAUCUCUGAACGAGGUACAACUUCAUAUCAAUCAACGUUUGGUUCCAUUGGCUUCUCUAAUCAAAUGGAUACCACAUAUUCUCAAAUGAACGGCGCAGAUCCGAGUCAUUCGUCCGCUUUUCACUCAACUUACCCCUCACCCUAUCCGCCUCCAAUCUCAAAAAUCUCCGAGGUUUACCAAGCUGCAAUUUUUGAACGUCAAAGGCAAUGUUGA
Angiostrongylus costaricensis is the source of this 1191-nucleotide messenger RNA. Lineage: Eukaryota; Metazoa; Nematoda; Chromadorea; Rhabditida; Metastrongylidae. The record is from the annotation of a GenBank genome assembly.